AUGAAAGAAGUCAUCGAUCAAUCCAUUACUCUUCAAUACAAGGUCGAGCUUGCGAUUGCUGGUAUGGAGGAUGGACCGCCGAGUCACGUAACUACCGCGGAACGAUUGCAGCAUUUGCGUAAAUAUAGCGACUCUUGGGCCGGAGCGCAGUUUGGAUCCGUGGAGAAACUCCACUGCGGUAGAGGUCCUAUGCUUCGUCUCUCGGGCAACGUCCUUGGUCGAUGUUUCGACUCAUCGACGCUAGUGUUCAACAUACUCCCAGGGCACGCACGAGGAGUCAACGCCAGGGAAUGGCGCUAUGACGAUAUAGGCUUUAUGAUCAAAGACUAUGCGAUUGAUGUUGGCCAAGAUCUCCUUGUGAUCCUUUCCCGAGCACCGAGCCAAGAUCGGGCUGCGGGCAAUCAUGAAGAGCAGAUGAUAUACUUUCUGUCUCUUUCGACUGGAAAAGCGCACCCGCAGGCAGUCCAUUCGAGCACACCGCUUCCGUACGGUGUGGAUACCAGAGACCGGUGCCAGCUUCGAUUGUCAGGGGCGUUUGUCGGCGCUAUGAUUCCAAAUGCUUUGGGCGAGCAUCGCACUGAGCCUCAUCUAGUCGUCUGGUCCUGGAAAGAAGGCACAGUACGUAUGUGGCUGAGUGGCGCGUCUCGCAUUGAGGACUUCACGUUCGGGGAUGGAUUCCUCCUUACAACUGUCCUCCCCUGGGAAGGUGGGAAGCCACGCUUGGAGGCUUAUAAUAUAGACAAGCGCUCGGCAUGCACCAAACCCAUCCCAUGGACCGGGGAGAUGCCUUGCUACACGUUCCAAUAUCCGCUCUAUGAGGAGCACCUCCUCAUGAUGGAAUUGGAGACAAUUCCGUCCGUUGCGUCUCUACCUGAAUCGGAGGACGCUGCUCUCUUUCGGGGGGCCCCGACGGACGUGUACUUCCUCGUCCAAAUGUAUCACGAGCGAGGUAGUUUCGAGGAGCAGCACGACUUUCGGGUUACACAUGUCAUUCCGGCGGCCGAGCUUACUUCCAGAAUCCGACAGACGCUCGGACAGCCCGAUCCCAUUAGAGUAUGCCCAUGGGAAGAGUGGGGGUCAAAUACGGUCAUGACAGGACCCGUCUACAAUUAUUUUCCCUCUCGACGUAUGCAGUCGGUUGCCUGCCAGCGUUUCAUUGACUGGUUCAACCCAAUCGACCGCAUUAUGGACUCGUACACUGUGAUGGACAACACAGUGACACUCUUCGACUUCCGUGUCCACAGGAUUCAACGGGGGUUGCAAGGUGGACGAAUGAAAGCACAUGUUGCGAUGGACCCUGACGAGACGUUCUGGGUCAAUCAUUCUAUGUUUCUGCCUUGUGCGAAGAGAACCUUCUCUUUGCCUCCCGCGAUUCGGCGUCCGAGGGGGUGCUUGGAAUUAGCGGUGACCGCUGACAAUAUAGUGGUAUAUAAUGACAGUACGGGAAACGGGCUUUGUUACGUACUGAGCAUCUAA
Molecule: messenger RNA, 1476 nt
Organism: Gloeophyllum trabeum ATCC 11539
Lineage: Eukaryota; Fungi; Basidiomycota; Agaricomycetes; Gloeophyllales; Gloeophyllaceae
Exons: 3
Coding region: 1-1476 (491 amino acids)
Source: RefSeq, a predicted model, not a curated record